CCCAACCAUAGACAGAGAAGUAGCGCCACUGCCGAGUGCAACUUCCAUUCGAGACAUAAAUAACUUCUGAUUUUGAGGCCGAAGAGACGAAUACUUUUACCGAUCCAGAACCUUAUGAGAUUCCAGACCGAGUUCUCAGCCGGUGUAGCGCUGAGGAUCCUACCAUUGGCUCUUCUUCUAUGUACAGUUUUCACAGUAUCGGUGUACCUGGCCACCCAGGCAUACAGAGAAAAUCGUUUAAGGGAACAAGUUUGUCGGACCGGGGUAUGCCCUGACGCACUAACUGCAGUGCGUCCCGUGUGCGGCUCAGACGGUCAAACCUACGCGGAUGAAUGCUCGCUGGUACUCGCCAGCUGCUCACCACCGGGUCCGGCGGGCGCGGUGUUACGCCGAGCGCACGAUGGCAAAUGCACGGAGGAUCAGGAGGAGCAGACGAUCGCAGACAUCACUGGCGGGAAACCAGGAGCUUCCGAAGAUGAACAUCUGAUAUGUCCGACAAGAUGCUGGUCGCACGACCACGCGGUAUGCGGAACUGACGGUAGAACCUACCGGUCGGUGUGUCACCUUCGCCUAGCCGCGUGCGGAGCUCCAGGCCUUGUGGGCCUGAUUAUCGGGCGCCGGCGAGCAUUGCGGGGUAGGCUGCUUGCCGUAGCUCACUUUGGUCCCUGCCCGGAUGAAGAGACAAUAGGCAGUCAGGAGACGGACAAAGAUUCCAGCAAUGAGUUGAUUGGCUGGGAAACAGAUGGGAGAGCAACGGCAAAACCAGCGCUCUUUACAACAAGUGAAACAGCAAGGCCCUCACCAAGUCGCCUGGUAACGACGGGUUUUACAACAACGCCCUCUCCAGUUGUGUCAUCCACUCAAGAAACUUCGACCCAACCAACAGCUGCGCAUGAAAGUCCAACAGCUGACGCAUCACCUUCCACGACAGUGAACAGCAUGGAAACAACGAGACAACCCACGACGCAACCCAAACCGUCAGAAACAGAAUCAAUUUCUGACCAAUCAACAACUUCAACAACGCAUCCUUCUCCGACCCUGACACAUUUAAGCGGAUUUGAUUGGUCCUGCCCCGCUGAUGGCCAGUGUCUCUCGAUACCGUACCGUCCAAUCUGCGGCUCAGACGGGAAAACGUAUGCAAAUCUCUGCCAGCUGAGGGAUCUUGCCUGUAAAACUGGGGAUCAAAACCUUACACCAGUCCGAAGUGGAAAUUGCACCGGAACACCAGAAGUAGAAGAGUGCUUCUCGUGCGAUGAUUUCUUCGACCCAGUGUGUGGAACGGACAAGAAGAGCUAUCUCAACAUCUGCCAACUGAGGAGAGAAGCGUGUCAGCAAAGAAAUCCUGGACUGAGAGUUUCGUUCGCUGGUCUUUGUGAGAUACCAGUCAGGGUUUGUUUGGUAUCAAGACCGUGCAACCCAUUCGGCGGGCCUCCCGUGUGCGGGACAGAUGGUGUGACCUACCCUUCGCUGUGCUACCUCAGACGGACGGCGUGUAAGCGGAGAGAUUUCAGUUUGGUCGAGGCAUACGCCGGGGACUGUAUGGCCGGAAAAUUGACAAAUGCAUGCCAAGAGCGCUGCCCGGACAUUAACUCACCCGUGUGUGGCACAGACGGGAUGACCUACUGGAACUAUUGCUUCUUUGGGCGAGCCGUGUGCAGACAACCCGGACUGUUCCGCGCUUAUGAUGGAGGGUGCAACCACGUCAGUCAUAUACCACAAGAUAUCUCGGCCCUCGUACCCUGAGCGAACAACUGUGAGGUCAAUGGUUGACCAACCAACGGACCAGUUUUGAAUGUCGUUAUAAUAGAGAUAUAGAGAAGGAGAAGUGUGAAGAUCAUAGGUAAAAUUAAUGCAUAACAAUAUCUUUACUAUAAAUAUCAGAUAAAAAACGACGUUGUACUUUUUUCCACACCCAUGACUUCUUCACAAGUUGUUUUCCUUCUGAUGGCCAUAGCUUGACAGAGGAGAAACCCCAAAGGAAAAGGAGGAACCCUUCUUUGACCGGGGAUCCUCUCCCCAUAUUUGUGGUGAGGAAAAAAGGCGGAUUUUGAGGUAUCUUGCAACUUUCCAGCAGAAAAAUGUAUUCAGUAGCACUGCAAAUGGAGAAAUACAAAAGCUUUAAAUAAAUACGGCGGUUAGAUGUCAGGUUAUAAGGGUUGCAUAGCGUAGAUAACAUGUACAUUUGUAUUACGCACACGGCCAUUAGUGUGAGGUGAUUUCCAGCAUUCCCCCCCUACACACUUUCAGAAUUUGCAGCCGCGCAGGUUUUUUUUUUUUUUUUUUUAGUCUUCUCCCAUCCCAGCGACACAGAUUACUUUAACGCCACUCUAUCUUCAUCUACUUCGAAGUGAAAUAAAACAAACAUUGAACACCAAUACUGUGUUAUUUUUCGGAUGACGUCUCCCUGGCGACGGACCGCAUCAGCAUAGGGCCUACAUGGCCCCCUUUUACCCCAUCCCACAAAAGAUUAUCGCAUGCAUGGUGCUCCGAUUUUCACCUCAUAUUGUUGUGUCCACCAUUUAAACCUUUAAAUCAUGAAGAAAAAACCCAGGUUUUUAACUUUGGUUAACUAGGCUCUGACUUAUAAGAUAAAUCUUUCUGAGAGGUUAAAUUAGGUGGAAAGUUGUUGUGAAACAAUCAUUUUGUUUUUAGAAUGUUUAUUGUUGUUUAAGGUCAAUAAAAUCCAAUUUUGCACAAGUAA
Messenger RNA from Acanthaster planci (crown-of-thorns starfish), 2701 nucleotides. Its product is annotated as agrin-like. Lineage: Eukaryota; Metazoa; Echinodermata; Asteroidea; Valvatida; Acanthasteridae. Gene Ontology annotation, molecular function: protein binding; extracellular matrix binding; collagen binding. Gene Ontology annotation, biological process: anatomical structure development. The record is from RefSeq and is a predicted model, not a curated record.